UAAAAUCUCAGGUCUAUCUGAUGCCGAAUUUCAUCGUAGUCGUCUGAGAGGGCAGAAGGAGAAGUUUCCCAUUUUUUGCAAGAAAUCGUAAGCUUGUGAAUCUACAAUUCGACUUCUAUCUUCCAUCAGUUCACCGGGCGGAAGUUGGUCGAAAGAGAGAGCAACUAUCCGUUACGUUAUUCAAACGACAGAAUGGGAAAUAAAAUCUGGUGCUGUCGUACGGGAGAUAAUGGCGAAGAACGUCCCAUUCUUUCUCCAUCCCUCAAAACUAAACGAAACAUUCCCUACCUCCAAACGAGGCGACCAAUCCGUGGAGAAUCGCCAGAACCAAGUUCAGAGAGUGACUUAUCUGUUACCUCGAAUAGUACAAUAAUGCAGAUACCGGGCAGACCUAGCACUCUACGAGUUGAUAAAGAGACGGGAGGUUCAAGCAGUGAAGACUCGUUGGAAUUCAGUUCAGAGGAUACCUUCUGUCCCUCUAUAAGUUAUACAUCAGAAAUAUGGAAGACACCGGAAACAUUCAACGCGCCAUCAGAGUCAGAAGUUCAGCGAGAGCAAAAACCUCACUGCGGGUCAGCCCUGAAUGAUAAUUUGUUUGCAGCUAAAAGUUAA
Messenger RNA from Stylophora pistillata, 612 nucleotides. RefSeq lists its product as uncharacterized. The record is from RefSeq and is a predicted model, not a curated record. Gene Ontology annotation, molecular function: ATP binding; transmembrane receptor protein tyrosine kinase activity. NCBI's taxonomy places the organism in Eukaryota, Metazoa, Cnidaria, Anthozoa, Scleractinia, Pocilloporidae. Gene Ontology annotation, biological process: cell surface receptor protein tyrosine kinase signaling pathway; protein phosphorylation. Gene Ontology annotation, cellular component: membrane.